This is a messenger RNA of Eurytemora carolleeae, 1636 nucleotides long. Its product is annotated as zinc finger protein 302-like. Gene Ontology annotation, cellular component: nucleus. The transcript has 4 exons. Lineage: Eukaryota; Metazoa; Arthropoda; Copepoda; Calanoida; Temoridae. The coding region runs from base 54 to 1460 and encodes 468 amino acids. The record is from RefSeq and is a predicted model, not a curated record.
UAGCUAGCAUAGCUUAUUAAGAUUGUACUUUUCAGAGAUAUUUCUCUAACAGUAUGACUACUAUUGGAGAUCUUCUAAAGGAAUUUCCUUCCUCCCAUACCGAUGUUAAUGUGAUAAGUAACCAUUUUUUGAGAAAGUAUGAAGAGAUACAUAAUUGUUUCAUUACAAAGGAUGAUCUAUUUUAUGAAAAAGCGAUUGAAUAUAAAAAGAAAUAUAAAAUUUACCUAAACAAAGAAAUCUUUCGUAAGCAGUGUUCAGUAUGGAUGAAUCUACCAGCACUAAAGACACCCCCUCCAUCAUUGCCCCUGCUUUCAUCAUCACAGAUAAAAUUGUAUUUCUCAACAGAAACUCUGACUAAUCUUUCUUUAGAGAUGGUUUUAUUGCUAAUGUCCAAAGUUCAUACAGUGGCAAGCAGUGAAGAUCAACGGGGUAUGUUAAAAACUCUAAAUGAGGAUACUUUUAGAAAACUGUUCUACUCCCUUCCUCGUCCUGUAAUAUCCACAUAUUCAGAAAAAAUUGUCCAAGGUUUACCAAAGCCAUCUGAUUCUAAUUUGUCUCAGUCUGAUUCCUUACAGCAAAGCUUUUCAGGAACUUCUGACAGAACAGAGGGUACAAUUUCAGAGGAAAAUUUUUGCCAUUCUUCUGAAUCUUCUUCUGAGGCAAUCGAUGUCAGUGUAGAGUCUUUUAAAAAUGUUUCUGCUAACAUUGCAUCUGUAGCAUCUCCAUGCAGUCCUGAACCUAGCUUGUUUAUUAGUGAUGGACAAUGUCAAACUGAUUUGUCUGAAGUCGUGUUUAAAUGCCAGGUUUGUAAAAAGACCUAUUACUCCAAGUAUUCUUUGACCAUACAUAAUAUAGCCAAGCAUAGUGAACAUUCGGGGUUUCAAUGUCGGUUUUGUUGUAGAACAUUUGCAUACUAUACCAAUAAGACAAAACACGAAAAAACCCACCGUUCUGAUGACCCAUUAAAAAUAGUUUUUAAGUGUGGCGUUUUUAAACUGGAUAGUGAAAUUAAUAUACACUCCAUCCCACCCCCAGUUAAACCAAGGGAAAAACUGAAGAACCAGAAGAAAACCUGUGAUGUUUGUAAAAAAACUUUUUCUUCAAAGUACACUUUGUAUGUACAUAAAAAACGCCACACUUUAAAACACACUGUGCAAUGUGGCAUAUGCCACAAAAAGUUAAUGCGUGGUAGUUUAAGAAAACAUCAUCAGGGUCACAAAAAAUAUCUCGAAAAAAUCACACAGAUUGAAUCUUCACUUCCAACCCCACAGAUUACUCCUGAGGAUAUAUUGCAGUUGUCCAACAAAACUGGGCUGAGUGAUAGAAAAGCUCUAGAAGUUGUCAGCAUGGUCAGAAAAACCUUAGGGCCAGCUUGUAUCAGUCCUAAUAUUGCAAAGCGGUUGGUAGACCAGAAAAAAAGAAUUUCAUCCAUACUUCAGCCAAGAUUGUAUGUUUGUUAAAAACAAAGAGUCUAAAGUGAGCUCCACAAUAGGUGUUUACUAUUGCAAGGACUUUGCAGGUCUAAGAGAGUUUGUAAUUAAGGCUAGAAACCUAAAGGAAGAAAGCAUUGUAGACCACUUUGGGAUUGAUUCUGGCAAAUCCUCCCUAAAAAUAAUAUGGAAUCCUGUUCCAAAAG